Messenger RNA from Equus caballus (horse), 2228 nucleotides. NCBI's taxonomy places the organism in Eukaryota, Metazoa, Chordata, Mammalia, Perissodactyla, Equidae. The record is from RefSeq and is a predicted model, not a curated record.
GCCCGCUUUCCCUUCGCGCGUCUCCGCGCCCCCCUGCCUCCUCCUGGAAGGCUGGUUCCCCACGCCCCCUCCAGGCCCCGGCUUCUCCUUGCUCGCCCUGCCUCUCCCUCAGCAGGCUCAGUCUCUCUCCCUUCCACUCUCCUUCCUUCCCUUUCUGGUGCCCUCUUCUCUUCUCACACCCUGGAGUCCCCGCACAGGGGCUGAGGGCCGGGCAGUGGAGGUAAGGGGGAGGACAAAGGUGGGGUGGGGGGGACUGGGUGUGUCCUAGUACCCAGUGUCCAACCGGAGGGAUGUGAGAAGAAGACGUCUGUGGGCGGCAGGGCUGGGGGCUCCAAGGACCUUUGGGUGUGUAGGGGUUGGAGAAAGAGGGUGUAGGGGUGUCAGGCCAGGUGACUGAUCACAGCAUCCCUGGUUCUGCCCGCAGUGACCGCAGCUCCCCAGGAGCCCCCUGCCCGGCCUCCCCAGGCGGGCAGUGGAACUGGCCGGGCUCCUGGGCGCGCCAUGCGCAGCACCACACUACUGGCCCUGCUGGCGCUGGUCCUGCUGUACUUGGUGUCCGGUGCCCUGGUGUUCCAGGCCCUGGAGCAGCCCCACGAGCAGCAGGCUCAGAGGGAGCUGGGUGAGGUCCGAGAGAAGUUCCUGAGAGCCCAUCCCUGUGUGAGCGACCCGGACCUGGGGCUCUUCAUCAAGGAAGUGGCUGAUGCCCUGGGAGGGGGUGCGAACCCUGACACCAACUCAACCAGUAACAGCAACCACUCAGCCUGGGACCUGGGCAGCGCUUUCUUCUUCUCAGGCACCAUCAUCACCACCAUCGGCUACGGCAACGCGGCCCUGCGCACGGAUGCCGGGCGCAUCUUCUGCAUCUUUUAUGCUCUGGUGGGGAUCCCGCUGUUCGGGAUCCUGCUGGCAGGGGUCGGGGACCGGCUGGGCUCCUCCCUGCGCCGCGGCAUUGGUCACAUCGAAGCCAUCUUCCUGAAGUGGCAUGUGCCACCAGAGCUGGUGCGAGUGCUCUCCGCGGUGCUCUUCCUGCUGGUCGGCUGCCUGCUCUUUGUCCUCACGCCCACCUUUGUGUUCUGCUACGUGGAGGGCUGGAGCAAGCUGGAGGCCAUCUACUUUGUCGUAGUGACGCUCACUACCGUGGGCUUCGGGGACUAUGUGGCCGGCGCCAGCCCCAACCAGAACUCAGCAGCCUACCAGCCGCUGGUGUGGUUCUGGAUCCUGCUCGGCCUGGCAUACUUCGCCUCCGUGCUCACCACCAUCGGGAACUGGCUGCGAGUAGUGUCCCGGCGCACCCGGGCAGAGAUGGGUGGCCUCACGGCGCAGGCCGCCAGCUGGACCGGCACCGUGACGGCGCGGGUGACCCAGCGAGCCGGGCCCGCCGCCCCACCGCCGCCGGAGAAGGAGCGGCCACCGCUGCCUCCACUGCCGUGCCCAGCGCAGCCCGCCGGCAGGCCCCUGUCCCCCGCGCCCCCGGAGAAGGCCGAGCCGCCCUCUCCGCCCACGGCCUCGGCGCUGGAUUACCCCAGCGAGAACCUGGCCUUCAUCGACGAGUCAUCGGACACGCAGAGCGAGCGCGGCUGCGCGCUGCCCCGCGCGCCACGGGGUCGCCGCCGCCCCCCCAAUCCUCCGAGGAAGCCUGCGCGGCCCCGGGGCCCCGGGCGCGCCCGGGACAAAGGCGUAUCCGACUAGGGGCAGGACCCCAGGCCCGGGCCUCUCAAAGGGCUUCGUUCGUGCUCUCUCCCUGGCAUGCUCUGCUUGUUUGACCAAAGAGCCCUCUCGAGCGGACUGAAGCCUGGGGAGGAGGCUGCGGGUUGCUUGUCGGCCGCCUCCCCCUGCUCCCGGCCCUCUCCUCACUUCCUCCAUUUCCAGACCCCCAAGGCUUUGUGUCUCGCUGUCCUGGCUGGGCCCGUCCCUCAUCACACCUCACGCCUGUGCCUCAAAGCCUGCAUCAAUAAAUGAAAACAGUCUGCACCACUGCGGGCGUGCCGGCUCCGGGGGACGCGUGGGUGUGGGAGUGCUAGCGUCUGGUCACCUCCGGGGCGAGUCAGGCCUCCCGUGACCCCCACGCCGAGCCCCCGCUCCUGCACCCACGUCGUUCAAGGCGUAGCCCUCUUGGCCGUGCUCCGGCCGGCGUCUCUGCCUGGAGGCCACCGGGUAGGGUCCGGCAUGGGAAUCUGCGAAGAUGGGCUGUGCAUCUCCAAGCUCAGCACAGCUCUUAGGGGGCUGGG